This is a messenger RNA of Punica granatum (pomegranate), 1830 nucleotides long. The record is from RefSeq and is a predicted model, not a curated record. Lineage: Eukaryota; Viridiplantae; Streptophyta; Magnoliopsida; Myrtales; Lythraceae.
CAUCAGACACUUUGAAAAGUAGACCACAGGAGGUCCCGAACACUACCGGUGAGCCCUUUGAUCCAUCCAUCCAUGGAUUCUCUCGCCCUCCAUUGCCUUUCAGCUCUGCUUCUUCUUAUCAUCGCUACUUCAGCUGCAGCGUCUGACCCAACAAAUCAGUUCUGUGAUGCUAGAAUUGGAUAUGGGGACUCUGGCUGCGGAGUUUCCGGGGCAUCGUCGUCUAAGAUAUUGAUUAAGGGUGGAACUGUUGUCAAUGCUCAUCACCAAGAGAUUGCUGAUGUUUAUGUUGAGGAUGGGAUUAUUGUUGCUGUGAGGCCCAAUAUCAAGGUUGGGGAUGACAUUACAGUGCUCGAUGCCACUGGAAAAUUUGUCAUGCCAGGAGGAAUCGACCCGCAUACUCAUUUGGAAAUGGAGUUUAUGGGUAUCGAUCAGACAAUUGAUGACUUCUUCAGUGGUCAGGCUGCAGCAUUAGCUGGUGGGACAACUAUGCAUAUUGACUUUGUUAUACCAGUUGGUGGAAGUUUAACAGCUGGCUUUGAAGCCUAUGAGAAGAAAGCCAAAAAGUCUGCCAUGGAUUAUGGUUUCCACGUGGCCAUCACAAAAUGGGAUGACACAGUUUCUAAAGAAAUGGAAAUAAUGGUUAAUGAGAAAGGCAUAAAUUCUUUCAAGUUUUUCAUGGCAUAUAAAGGAAUCCUCAUGGUCAAUGACGAACUUCUCUUAGAAGGAUUUAAGAAGUGUAAGUCUCUAGGGGCGUUGGCUAUGGUUCAUGCAGAAAAUGGCGAUGCGGUAUUUGAAGGUCAGAAAAGAAUGAUCGAGCUUGGAAUUACGGGACCAGAAGGGCAUGCCCUUUCAAGGCCUGCAGUGUUAGAAGGAGAAGCAACUGCUCGAGCAAUUCGUCUGGCAGCUUUUGUGAACACACCUCUGUACGUAGUUCAUGUGAUGAGCAUCGAUGCGAUGGAAGAAAUUGCGAAAGCUCGAAAAUCAGGGCAGAAGGUUAUUGGGGAGCCAGUCGUUUCUGGACUAGUCCUGGAUGAUUCUGGGCUCUGGGAUACUGAUUUUGUUACUGCAGCAAAGUAUGUCAUGAGUCCACCUAUUCGAGCAGCUGGGCAUGAUAAAGCUCUCCAGGCUGCUCUUUCUAGGGGGAUUCUGCAGCUCGUAGGAACUGACCAUUGUGCCUUUAACUCCACACAAAAAUCUCUAGGAAUCGAUGAUUUCCGAAAAAUCCCAAAUGGCGUUAAUGGUAUUGAGGAGAGAAUGCAUCUGGUUUGGGAUACUAUGGUGGAAUCGGGACAAAUCUCUGUCUCUGAUUACGUACGAAUAACAAGCACAGAAUGUGCAAGAAUUUUCAACAUAUAUCCAAGGAAGGGAGCUAUUCUUGCUGGAUCUGAUGCUGAUAUUAUCAUCCUGAACCCAAACUCAAGCUUUGAGAUAAGUGCAAACACCCACCAUUCUAGAACAGAUACAAACAUAUAUGAGGGAAGGAGAGGCAAGGGAAAAGUUGAAGUGACAAUCGCUGGAGGAAGAAUCGUUUGGGUAAACAAUGAACUUACGGUCACGCCUGGCUCAGGAAAGUACGUGAAAAUGCCACCCUUCAGUUAUCUUUUCGAAGGAAUCGACAAAACUGAUGCUAUCUAUCUAUCCUCCCUUAGAGCUCCUGCAAAGCGAUAUAGAUCUACAGAAUAGCAUGGUGGAUGCAUUUCUUUUCCCUUCCAAAAUUUAGCAUAGGAAUAAGCGUAUGAGUUCAGCAUGUACUAUAUCCCUAGUUUGUGUAUAUUGUAUCUGAAACUUACACGGAUGGCUGAUGAUGAAAUAAAUGGCGGGUUUCAAUCA